GUGAUUGUUCCGGCGUUAGUGAGAGUGAAUACCGGAACUAACAGAAGACAAAGAAUUAGCUAAAGACCGACACUAUUUAGCAGUCUGUCCUCCACUUUGACUCUGUGAAAGAUGUCCAGACUUCAGAGUCUGAAGCUUUUUAAUCAACCAGCGGCUAACUGCGGCUGUCGAGGAGAUAUUUGGACAUUUUGAGAAAACAAUAACCGAGUAUGAAGAGGAGAUGGACCGACGCGGAAGCAAUUUUACUUACCAUAGCUAACAUGCUAACAUUUCUAUUUCGUACCACGUAAGAUACACCACCAUAAGAUACAGUCGGAGUGAACCACCAGAGCCUGUAUGUGUGGAUAAACGUCUUUAAGUGAACUUUGUGCAAACUUGCUGGAUGUUUCCUCUCAGACUCGUCUCCUGUUAGCCAAGAAUGCUAAAUGUAGUUAGCGUAGCUUGCUAGCUGGAAAUGGGAGGCCACACAGCGCUACUCAGAGGAACUUCGAUAGAGUCUAAACUGUAUUUUUCAUGGACCCAAAAUGUCCAAAUGAGCCUGUCUGAAUAGACUCUGUGCUGUUCCCUUUAUUUUAAAAUGUUUUACGUCUGAAUUAUGUCCUGGAGUCCUAAGAAGCUAAUGAAGUUAGCCUAGCUUGCUAGCUGGAAAUAGACGGACGCGAACGUAACCUAGCAACGCAGCGCGCGUCAGAGGGACCAAACUGUUUCUAACGGAGUGAGUCUGGAGGAAAAGUUGCUGUAAAAAAAUGUCUAAAGUCCAAAUGCUGAGAGCUUUUGUCAACCAGCGACUAAGUGCGGCUGCUGAGGAGAUAUUUGGGCUGUUUGAAAGGACGAUAGCAGAGCACGAGGAGGAGCUUUGUCGUUCAAAAGAGGAGAACGAGCGACAGCGGAAACUGCUGGACGCUGUUUUCCAGCCUGAAGUCCGGUUACACAGAGCAGACGUCCAGCAGCUGUCGGUGAGGAAAGAAAAGGUUCAGGAGUGGAGCCCCAGUCUGGACCAGGACCCAGAGCUGCCACACAUUAAAGAGGAGCAGGAGGAGCUCUGGACCAGUCAGGAGGGAGAGCAGCUCCGAGGGCUGGAGGAGGCCGAUAUCACCGAGUUCCCAUUCGCUCCUGUGAAGAGUGAAGAAGAUGAUGACGAAGAGAAACCUCAGUCCUCGCAGCUUCAUCAAAGCCAAACUGAAGAGAACAGAGAUGCAGAGCAUUUGAAAACAGAAACUGAUGGAGAGGACUGUGGAGGACCAGAACCAGCCAGGAACUUUAAUCCAGAUAAUCAUUUACAACCAGCUCCUCAUGACAAGACUUCACACUCCUCUGAACCCGAGACUGACGACAGUUGUGAUUGGGAGGAGACCAGGGAACCUCAGUCAGGUUUAAACCCAGUACCUGUGAGUGAUCAGGACUGUAAUACUGGAAAAACAUCAGUUAGCUCCUCUGAAUGUGCUACAAGCUUUGGCUACAAGGAACAUCUGCAGAAACACAAUGGAAUCCAAACAGCAGUGAAACCAUUUAGCUGCUCAGUUUGUGGUAAAAAAUACCCCCGGAAGAAGUCCUUAACGACUCAUAUGAGGCUUCAUUCAGAAGGAAAACGUAUAACCUGCUCAUUUUGUACUAAAACCUUUAAAUGGAGAGGAGAGGUUGUGAGGCACAUGAGAAUCCACACAGGGGAGAAACCCUUCAGGUGCUCCGUCUGUGGUAAAAGAUUCGCAAUAAGGUCAUCUUUGACCUCACACUUAAGAAGUCAUACGGGAGAAAAGCCUUACAGCUGCUCAGUUUGUAAAAGAAGUUUCAGUCUCAGAGACAAUUUGGUCAAACACAUGAGAAUGCAUACUGGGGAGAAACCAUUUAGUUGUUCAGUUUGUGGUAACAGAUUCGCACGAAAGGAUCAUCUAAGACAACACUUGAAAGUCCACACAGGGGAGAAACCAUUUAACUGUUCAGUUUGUGGUAAAAGAUUUGCACAGCGUGGAACUCUGAGACGACACUUUACUGUCCACACAGGGGAGAAACGAUUUAGUUGCAGUGUUUGUGAUAAAAGAUUCACUCGGCUCCAUAAUGUCAAAAAACACAAGUGUGCUGGUGAGAGCCGCAGAAAUAAAUGACGCUGCUUGUUGAGCCAUUUUUUUCCAGCAGGAUUGAAGUACUGAGGGCAGGACUUGGCUCAACGCUGAUCAGCUAAACAGCGAUUCAGAAUCCAAAAGAAGUUCUGCUUCAUCUUGUCAGCUGAGAUGAAGCCACAUGUUUUCCAGGCACUGUGCUUUUUGGUAUUACAUGUAUUCAUUGAUUCAAAAUAUAUUUGAAUAGUGCUCCGAUCAUAAUCGGCCAAUAUUCGUUGUAAAAAGUUUGAUCGGUGGUCUCAAUAAAUGACGCAAUUCUGCCCAGGUAUAUUAACGGCCGGCAAGCGAGUGUUUGCAGAGAAACACACACAGAGAGGUUUCGAUCGUUUUGAUAAGCUAUGUCUACACGCAGCUCACCUGAAAACUGAAUCGCUUGUGAAAACCCCCCAAAACUAGUUUUUUGGGUGAUAUACUACAAACGUACUGCUGUUGAAGAAAGAGAGAGAAACCGAAAGAGGCGGGGCAAGCUGGUGUGUUGCGGACCAGAGGUGUGGGGGGAGUAAACACUAAAACAAGGUGGAGAAUUAAGUUUUGUCUUUGUCUCGUGACCAGUGUCGUCUCCUCGUCACGUUUCAGAUGUCAGAGACGUUUCCCCAUUUAAACUUCUCACAGGGUUUUGUUUAAGUAAGUGUAUGUUUGAGGCCCAAACAUAUCAAAUUAUCCAAUAUUUAACCAAAAAAGCAAAGAUUAGAGAAAAAUAAAAAAGAUGGAUACAAAUUUGUGUAGCAGAAGGACACGGCUCUUUGUAGUAAAAGUGCAAAUACCAGCAUUAAGGUCUCCUCAAGUAUCCUAAAUGUGAUUUUUAAGUAGGGUUAGUACAUUAAAAACCUCUUAAACCCGAGCGCCCCCAGUACCGGGGGCAGCAGCGCAUCUCACAACAAGUGCCAUAUAACGGCAUGAUAAACAUGAAGCAACAUUUUCAUGCUGCAUACCCGCGUAACGGGAAGGAGCUCAGCUAAAAGCUGAGGCUAACAAUUUUUACCUACACGAAACACAAGUCAGCAGCAAGCAACUGACUGAGCGUGUCGCAAAAAGCUUUAUCUGCCUGUCUGUCUGAAAACAGCGCUAUUAAUAUCUUUCGUUUCACGCUAUCAACACAAACAGCCCCUCAAAUUAACACUGAGACUCCAGAGAUUACAGCGUCGCGUCGAUCAUAUCGCUCUACGACCAAAACUCACUGAAUAGCCGUCGAAGAAAUACAAAAACAAACUUACGUUUGUACGUUUACAACUACGAAUUGUCUUGCCUUUUGUUGUUUUUGUAAUCAAAAGUUGUGUUUGAUCGCCUAAAUCCCAAAGUAAUCACUUUUCCAAUGCCCCUGCGCCAUCUUGAAUCCAUUUCAAUUGGCUUGUAUACAGUUGUAUUGCAUAGGGAAGGAUAAUGGAGAUGGCAGACCGCAGCCCUCCAUGCGAUGAGACAGUCUAUGUCUCCAUCUGGUGACUGAAUCGAAAUACUGACACCAACAAAAACCAUCUCAUCCUGUUGCUCUGGCUGAGAGGAAUCCAUAGAUGUGUCACACUUGACUGUGGGCCUUUCUGUUGUGAAUUUAUCUGCCUGUAUAGCAUGGAGCGCUUCAGUCAUAUAUGAAUAUUGAUCAGUAAUCAUUGUGUUACUAUAUUUCAAUGUUUUUAUGUUAUUUGUUAUUUGUAACAUGGCUAUAUGCAAAUAAAUGGUGUUUUGAUGUAAAAGUUCAAGUAAAUGGUCAAAAAAGUCCCAAACAUG
Messenger RNA from Siniperca chuatsi (mandarin fish), 3839 nucleotides. Its product is annotated as zinc finger protein OZF-like. NCBI's taxonomy places the organism in Eukaryota, Metazoa, Chordata, Actinopteri, Centrarchiformes, Sinipercidae. Gene Ontology annotation, molecular function: DNA-binding transcription factor activity, RNA polymerase II-specific; RNA polymerase II cis-regulatory region sequence-specific DNA binding. The record is from RefSeq and is a predicted model, not a curated record. Gene Ontology annotation, biological process: regulation of transcription by RNA polymerase II. Bases 747 to 2102 code for a protein of 451 amino acids. The transcript is spliced from 2 exons.